AAAGAUAAGAUCAUCUUCAUUACUCUCUCACUCCUCUCUUAUUUCUUCUCGCUCUACUUCUGUUUUGUACUUUCAAUUAGCAAGGAAACGACACCGUUUGUUCUGUCUUGCCUGAGUUUUCGAAAUGGAGUUUGAGGAUCAGGAAGAGCAAGACGAGGAGAUGGAGCUGCCGGCAAGUUACGACUCGCUAGGCAACACGGCCCCCCCGAUUUCAGGACCCGAAGCAAUUCUCUCCGCUGGUAUUUCGGGCCAGAAGAAGCGCAGGUACCGAGAGUGCCUGAAGAACCACGCUGUAGGAAUCGGAGGUCACGCAGUGGACGGCUGCGGCGAGUUCAUGCCGGCUGGAGCGGAAGGUACGCUCGACGGUCUAAAAUGCGCCGCGUGUAACUGUCACCGCAACUUCCAUAGAAAGGAGAGCGCCGAAUCUUGCGGUGAAAUCGUUCUCCAUCACCAUCACCAUCACCUCGCGCACCAUCAGGUCCCGCAAUUCACGCCCUACUACCGAACUCCAGCUGGAUACCUCCACGUGGCACCGAAGCAGCAGCAGCCGCAGUACAGGCCUCUGGCUCUACCUUCCUCGUCUGGCGGUGGAGGGAGUCACAGUAGAGGAGGAGACGAUCAAGAAGACAUGUCGAAUCCGGGAGUUUACCCCGGUGGAGUUUUGAGGAAGAGACACCGAACGAAGUUCACGCAGGAGCAGAAGGAGAAGAUGCUUGGACUGGCGGAGAGGCUGGGGUGGAGAUUACAGAAGCACAAUGAGGAGGUUGUGGAGCAGUUCUGUAACGAGACUGGUGUGAAGAGGCGCGUGCUCAAGGUGUGGAUGCAUAAUAACAAGCAUACUUUGGGUAACAAGCCCUAAGAAUAACUAAGAUUAAUGAAUGAAAUCAUCUCCAUCUCUUGAAUGUCAAUUUACAUAGAGUUUUCAGUGUUCUUCGAUUAAUUUUCUUUAGUGUGAUUGUAAUCGGUAGGCUUCUUUUAGGGUAGAUUAAGCUGAUGAUAUGAUAUUAUGUGUAUUUAGUUAUUCAGUGCAUGUUGAGAAUUUCUGGUUUAUUAGGGUUUCAGUGGACAUUAUUACACUUUGUUUUUAGCCCUGUGAGUGAGUGAGCUCAUUAAUGGUACCUAUAUAUGUUGAGGUUAUCAGUCUAUGAUCAGUACUUGCAUUACUUUGUCCGAUCGGGACUUUGAGCUUUGACCCAUGACAUGGUUAAGUUAGUUGGUUGGAUCUCUCAGCGCAUGUGCAUAAGAGGUCGCUAACACUCACUCUGACACGAUUUGACAUUAUUUCUAUAAUGGGAUUUGGCCCAGUAUUUAAUCAAUCCAUAUGGUUUGUGA
Molecule: messenger RNA, 1332 nt
Organism: Tripterygium wilfordii
Lineage: Eukaryota; Viridiplantae; Streptophyta; Magnoliopsida; Celastrales; Celastraceae
Product: zinc-finger homeodomain protein 2-like
Exons: 1
Coding region: 125-859 (244 amino acids)
Biological process (GO): regulation of developmental process; regulation of DNA-templated transcription
Cellular component (GO): nucleus
Molecular function (GO): DNA-binding transcription factor activity; transcription cis-regulatory region binding
Source: RefSeq, a predicted model, not a curated record